GUUGCGUGUGGGUUUUCACUGUCCAGUUUUUCCAGGGAAGACCUUUCCCCAGCUAGUUAGAAGUGUCCAGCUAGGCUGCCCAGCAGUCUUUCCAUUGGGCACUUGGUUGUUAUUUUUCCUUUAUUAUUUUCGGGGCGAAUCCUGGGUGGGGAGCGAGUUCCUUGUCGGAGGUAGGCUUUCGGGGCCCUGGCCGCCGAAGUUUGCCUUUAAAGUCACCUCGAGCUUGGCAUGCCCCAGAAGACAGCUUAGGCUAAGUUUUGGGUAGGCAGGGCCCUGGGGAAGGGGUUGCUCUUUUGAGGAAGCUGGUGUGACUGUUCUGUAGCCGACGCGGUUGUUUUUUGGUUGCGUGUCUGCAUACACUUGGUGGUGGUUGCACUGUUGUGUGGUGUUACCGCUUCCGUUGGUGUAGCAAUUGCAGCAAAGAUGGCUGUGUUUAGUUUAGAGGAGUUUGUAACUAAACCUACGCUAGAGCAGCUGGAUGGAUGUAAGAAAGCUGAUCUGUUUGCAAUUGCUAAACAUUAUGGGUUUUCUGUGUCUAGUUCUCUGGUUAAAGCAGAGUUGCGGGCCGCUGUGACUGACUGGUUAGUGCAGAGCAGUGUCUUGAGUUUGACAGAUUUGCCCGCUGGGGCAGCAGCGAGGCAGUCUGCUUCUGUGGCAGAGGAUGUGGCCAUGCCACCUGAUGCAGCGGAUACACUCGGUGUGAAGCUGGGCGGGGGUAAGCAGUUCACCCUGCCGAGAUAUUAUCCAUUGUCCGUGGAGUCCUCCCCUACCUCUAAAGAGGAUGCACGGUUGAAGGUUCAUUUGGCUCGGCUCCAUUUGGAGCGGGAGGAGCGUGAACACGAGCACCAGCUCAGCUGGGAGUUGGAGCUAAAGAAGUUGGAGGCAGAAACCGCCAUUAGAAUGUGCAAGUUGGAGCUGCGGUCAGCGCAGUUCUCAGCCACCGCUGCCGGUACCGGGUCAUCAGGAUCUGCCCUCCCUAGUACCUUUGAUCGGCUCAGGAGAAGCAGGAAGAAACUCCGGAGACUGCUGCUCCAGGCAACCCCUCCGUUUCCUUGGUUUGUGGUGGGGCUGAACCUGAUGAUGGCUUAGCAGGGCUCGAUGAAGGUCACCAGGGUGGUAGGUUGCCCAAUUCAAUGCUCUUGUCUAGCCUAGAGGCACAUUUGUCCUACCUCUCCCCGAACCAGCGUGAUGAUGUAAUGGUGUUGAUAACCUCUCUCAUUGUGGCAUUUGUUUUCCUGUGAGCUACCCUUCUAGUUUGCAGUUUGCUGACGUGUUGUCCCAACAGUAUCGUGGACUGGGCGCUUCCUCGUUUUUGGGAAGUUGUUUUUUGUAGACCCUCCCUGAGGGUACCUUUAGCACUUUUCUUUAUUGUAAAUAAAACGCCAAAUGUACU
This is a messenger RNA of Micropterus dolomieu (smallmouth bass), 1393 nucleotides long. RefSeq lists its product as uncharacterized. The transcript is spliced from 2 exons. The record is from RefSeq and is a predicted model, not a curated record. Bases 424 to 1089 code for a protein of 221 amino acids. NCBI's taxonomy places the organism in Eukaryota, Metazoa, Chordata, Actinopteri, Centrarchiformes, Centrarchidae.